Messenger RNA from Brugia malayi, 2904 nucleotides. RefSeq lists its product as uncharacterized. The transcript has 21 exons. Lineage: Eukaryota; Metazoa; Nematoda; Chromadorea; Rhabditida; Onchocercidae. The record is from RefSeq and is a predicted model, not a curated record. The coding region runs from base 1 to 2904 and encodes 967 amino acids.
AUGUCAGGAUGUUUGCAUGGGCUCAUUCAGGAAGAUUUAAGCAAAUUUGGUUGUGUUUCUGAUGAACUAGCUCUUCAAGUACGGGCCAUUGCUAUGGUUUGUGUCCAGGCAAUAUGUAAAACAGAUAAAGCACUUUGGCUACCUUCAAGCCUUCAUUUGGCUGCUUACUAUGAUUCUGCUGAGCUUCUUGAAAUUCUGAUCGAAGUAUUCAGUUAUGAAGAAGCGAUGGCUGUGGAUGGAUUAACGCCCGCACAGUUUGCCGCAAUGAAAGGACAUUUGCGCGCAUUGGCGAUACUCUAUCGCAAUGUCGAUAUUAGUAUUUACUGCUGCGUUGGAGGAUUUAAUGCAUACGAAUUUCUUAAAAGUUUUACGAAGCGCGAGGAAAGCGAGAAAUUACCCUGCUUAUCACGAAUUUAUGCUUGUGGUGACAACAGUAAUGUGUCUUUGGGUAUUGUUUAUGGAAAAUGUACUAAAUAUCCUGUUCCCGUGAAGUUUUUUGAUGAACCUAGCUUCGGGAAGGAAGUUACACAGGUUUCUUUUGGGAAAUAUCAUACCAUUUACUUAAUUGAUGGGCGAGCAUAUUCGUGUGGUUUAGGAAGAUAUGGCAAAUUGGGUCAUGGGGACGAAAAAGACCAGUUAGAAAUACGGGGUAUAAAAUUUUUGGAAACAAUCGUUUGUGUUUGUGCUGGACCGACACAUUCAGUCGUAUGUACUCGUAAAAAGAUCAUAGUAUUCGGGCUGAACAAUAAGGGACAACUAGGAUUGGGUACAAAACAGCUUGUGUUAACUCCAACAGUGGCUAAAUCUUUUAAAGAAAAUCCUGGUUACAUUAUUGACUGUUCAACAGCUGAAUCACUAUCUGUGAUCAUCAUGAGUAAUUUCGAUUUCUACGUUACUGGGACGUCAAAUGGUUUCUUAUGGAAAAGAUAUUCAGGAAACAUAUUUAAACAUGUCGAAAAUAAUUACGCACACCGAACAUCAUCCAUUUCGGUCACAGAUUCAUCUUUGGUACGUAUCUACGCUAAGGAGGAUACAUCGAAGAUAACAAUCAAAGUUGAUGGUAAAAACUAUUACAUCACUAGUUCCGUACACAUUACUCGAUGCAUUGGAAUUUGUUAUACUCCAGCGUUGGGUGCUCUAUUUUUUGGUUUCAACUAUUUCUACGAAAAUCGUCCUCAUGCGAUAACAUCAGGGAUAUUUUUAUUCGAUUCAGAAUAUCAUGGUCUUAUUCGACCCGUAUACUUCUAUAGCACUUUAAUGAAAAGAAGCAUAAUCGAGGUGGCAAGUGCGGAUGUUACUCGAGAUGGACAGAUAAUCAUCGUUGACUACAAAGGAGAUGUUUACGAAGGAAACUUGGCAAAUUACACGCUUUGUUUGGACCCAUAUUUCUGCAACAGUAACGACAAUUCGUCGUGGGAUACUACUGAUCAUAUAAUAAAGGUAAAGGUUAAUCGAUUACGUGGGAUUUUAAGUGCAAAAAGUGCUUUUUUAACACCAGAUGGAAGAAACAUGGUAUUGAAUUUGGUGGAAAUCGAUCCACGAUCAGUCCUUCGUUGUAUAGGAAAUGUGUCUCAAGUACAAUUUCCAAGUGACAGUAUAGCUGUGAUCAUAUGUAUGGAUGAAAAUGGUGAUGAGUUGGGACGCUAUGAAACUUCUUUGGAAAUGCUCAAACAUGAGAGCGACGUCUGCUCAUCGUAUUUUGAAAGAUGGGCAGGGAAUCAAAAUAAUGAAAUUCGAAUUACGGGCAAACCAGAGUUAAUGGAGAUGUUCUUAUCUUUUUGUUGCGAUCACUGUUUACGUUCAAAUUUGAGCAUCCAAGAAUUAAUGGAAUUAUUGGUAUUUGCCGAUAAGCUGAUAUGCAAAAGUUUCUUCAACGCGGUCAUGAAAGAACUGUUCAGACCACCAUUUGAAAUGUCGAAUCUGCGAGACCUUUUUGCUUUAGCUCGUUAUCUAUCAUCUAUGGAGCUAUAUCAAAGUUUGAGUGAACUUUGCGCAGCAAUGUUUCCAACACUUCUGGAAAAUGGAUUUGUUAAUGAACUGUUACUCGAUGAAAUUGCAUAUAUUGAAGAUGCUUUUCGUUCACAUGCUUUGCAGAAUAUAGCCCACACUGUGGAUAUGUUUGAAUCAGAGAUAAAAAAACUGGUGGUUCCAAAACAAACUGUAAGAAAUAUCAUUGUGGAUGUAAUGGCAGUUCUGAAAGAACCGAUGGAUAUGAAGUCAUUAAUAAAUUUCUGCAAAACUAUAAAGAUUAAUUCACUUCCGAAAAAACGACGCAAGCAUAUGGGAUCAUCACGGAGAACGGUCGAUACAGAGGCAGUGAAAAGCUGUGGAUUGCAGGAUUCUUCUAUCAAUGAGAAAAAUGAUGGCUGCGGCGUUCAGAUGCCAAAUAUUUUGAACAAGACGGCCUUUAAACCCAUAGACAUUAAGAAAAAAUAUCCUUCACUACCAGAUAUCCAAAUUGCAAUUGCUACAAAUGAAGUUUGCGAAAAUGGAACUCGUAAAACAUAUGCGUUUGCUUCUGUUUCGGGUGCUGUGACUGAGAGAGAAGGAAAAACUGUUAAAAUAAAGCAGAAAGAGAAGAAGUGUCCUCAUAUUUCACCAACUAGCACAUCGGAAAAUACAUGUGAACUUCAACAGAGAAUUUCGUAUUCAUGGCAUUUGGAUGAAUCUGUGAUUUGUGGGAAUUCAUUUGCACAAAUAAUGGAAGAUGAACGAGCUCGACAGUUAGAAACGAUGCGACAAGCGCGCUGUCGUCUUUCCGAUAUAAACAUGGAAGAGCAAGCAAUGGCUGAGCUGACAGCGCAGUACGAAGGCGAAGCUACAAUGCAAGGUGUAUCAAUCACAGUUAGUACAGAACGUGAGGUGGAAAAAGUAAAUGAUCCACUUUGGGCUGCAAGAUCGUGA